Eutrema salsugineum is the source of this 1904-nucleotide messenger RNA. RefSeq names its product CBL-interacting serine/threonine-protein kinase 19. NCBI's taxonomy places the organism in Eukaryota, Viridiplantae, Streptophyta, Magnoliopsida, Brassicales, Brassicaceae. The coding region runs from base 239 to 1684 and encodes 481 amino acids. Gene Ontology annotation, molecular function: protein kinase activity; ATP binding. The record is from RefSeq and is a predicted model, not a curated record. The transcript has a single exon. Gene Ontology annotation, biological process: signal transduction; protein phosphorylation.
GUAGAAUCCUAUUUCUGGAAAAAACCCUAAAAACAGAACAGAGACAGAGAGAAGGAGAAGAAGAAGAGAAGAGAGAGAGAGAGAAGAUCGUCGUCUUCGUCUACAACCUCUCGAUAAUCACCAAAAUCCAUGUGAAUUUUUCGAAAUUCGAACUCCAACGAAGACGACCCUGAACUCAAAAUUCGAAAUUUCGUCACCAUUUCACGAGGGGGAAAGAUAAAAAAACCUCUCCUUUUCAAUGGCGGAUUUGCUGAGAAAAGUGAAAUCGAUGAAGAAGAAGGAUAAGAGCAACACACAAGCUCUAAUCCUCGGGAAAUACGAAAUGGGUCGGCUUCUCGGCCAUGGAACCUUCGCCAAGGUCUACCUCGCGCGAAACGCGACGUCAGGAGAAAGCGUCGCGAUCAAAGUGAUCGACAAAGAGAAAGUCCUCAAAAGCGGUUUAAUCGCGCACAUCAAACGCGAGAUCUCAAUCCUCCGCCGCGUUCGCCACCCGAACAUCGUGCAGCUCUUCGAAGUCAUGGCGACGAAAUCGAAGAUCUACUUCGUGAUGGAAUACGUGAAAGGAGGAGAGCUAUUCAACAAAGUCGCGAAAGGGAGAUUAAAAGAAGAAAUCGCCCGGAAAUAUUUCCAGCAAUUGAUAUCCGCCGUCUCGUUCUGCCAUUUCCGCGGCGUUUACCACCGAGAUCUGAAGCCGGAGAAUCUUCUUUUAGACGAAAACGGAAACCUAAAAGUCUCCGAUUUCGGUUUAAGCGCCGUCUCCGAUCAGAUACGACAAGACGGGCUUUUCCACACUUUCUGUGGCACGCCUGCUUACGUGGCACCGGAGGUUCUUGCUCGGAAAGGCUACGACGGAGCUAAAGUCGAUAUCUGGUCUUGUGGAGUGAUCCUCUUCGUGUUAAUGGCUGGGUUUCUUCCUUUCCAUGAUCGGAAUGUUAUGGCCAUGUAUAAGAAGAUUUACAGAGGAGAUUUCAGGUGUCCGAGAUGGUUUCCGGUUGAGAUUAACCGGUUAUUGAUUCGAAUGCUGGAGACUAAACCGGAGAGACGGUUCACAAUGCCGGAGAUUAUGGAGACUGGUUGGUUCAAAAAAGGGUUUAAGAGCAUCAAGUUCUAUGUUGAAGAUGAUCAUAAGCUCUGUGACGUCGAUGAUGAAAUCGAAUCCGUCGAAUCGGUUUCUGAAGGGUCUUCUACGUUUUCUGAACCGGAAUUCGAGUCUUUUGAUGGUAGGAGGAGAGCAAUGACGAUGCCUAGACCGGCGAGUUUGAAUGCGUUUGAUCUCAUUUCGUUCUCUCCCGGUUUUGAUUUAUCCGGUUUGUUUGAUGAUGAUGAUGGUGAAGGCUCUAGGUUUGUCUCUGGAGCUCCGGUUAACAAGAUCAUAUCGAAACUUGAGGAGAUUGCGAAAGUUGUGAGCUUUACCGUGCGGAAGAAGGAUUGUAAAGUGAGUCUUGAAGGUUCGAGAGAAGGAAGUGUGAAAGGUCCAUUGAGAAUUGCUGCUGAGAUAUUUGAGUUGACUCCAGCUUUGGUUGUUGUUGAAGUGAAGAAGAAAGGAGGUGAUAAAAUGGAGUAUGAUGAGUUUUGUAAUAAGGAACUGAAACCGAGAUUGCUGAGCUUGAGUGCUGAUAAUGGAGAAUCAGUUUGUGCGUCGUCUCGUUCUUUGCCUACUUAUCUGCUUUCUGAUACUGAUUAGGAAGAUGAAAGAAAUGGUUUUCUUGGAUUUGUGAAGCUGCUUUAUUGGUUUAGGUUUUGGUGACUUUUUUUUAGAUCUGUGAAUCAUGAGUUUUUAACCAAUUGUGAUGUUCUUGUUCUUUGCAUGGUGUAAAUUAGGCUUUAGAGCUAAAAGAGGACUGGUGAGAUAUGAAUCUCUGAUGUAUAGAAAGGGAAAAACACAGAUUGAAAUAAACAAGUUU